Cadophora gregata is the source of this 759-nucleotide messenger RNA. RefSeq lists its product as uncharacterized. The coding region runs from base 1 to 759 and encodes 252 amino acids. The transcript has 2 exons. Lineage: Eukaryota; Fungi; Ascomycota; Leotiomycetes; Helotiales; Ploettnerulaceae. The record is from RefSeq and is a predicted model, not a curated record.
AUGAACGCCAUCACUCAAUAUAUUGUCAACAACUCCAAGCUGGAGGUAACUCUCAUCAAGAUCACCGAUGCGACUCCAGACACCUUCAUCAUGGAAAUCGAGUCCCGCGUAACAAACACCGGCCCAGUCAGCUCCACGAUCUCACCCAUGACAGUCGACCUCGUCGGGCCCAGCGGUGCAUUUGGGAAACUUGACCUCCCAGUGAUCAAGACCAGCUCAUCAGGAACAGACGUCAACAUCCCCGCGCAACUCAUCAAGAUCACCGACAAAGCCGCCUUCAAAGCAUUCGUCCACGCCAUCCUAAGAGACGAGAAUCUGCUCCUACAAUUGAAGAAUGGGAAGGGCACUGUCAAGGCUAUGAUGGGCAUGUCAGCACAGAUUGAUUAUAACAAGAAUUGUCCGUUGAAGGGCAUGCAUGGGCCGAAGACUACGAUUUCGAAGACGGAGGUUGAGGAUGGUGGAUACAGGAAUACCCUUAUUGUGGUGAAUCCUUCGCCGCUGGAGCUGGAUCUGGGGACGAUUAAGCAGGAGGUUCGGAACAAGGAUGGCAGUGUCAUUGCGUUGCAGCAGGGAAAGGCGUAUCUGUUGAGAGGGGAGUCAAGCUAUGUUGUUGAGGGCAAGGUUGUUGGUAAAGCGGCUGGAGAAGAGGCGGUCAUUGUUGCGACUGGGGUUGCGGAGGAUAAUUGGCAUAAUGAGACGAUCACGGCAUUUGAAGAACCUGUUAUACUACCAAAAGAGUUGGUCAGCUUGUGUGCCUAG